This is a messenger RNA of Penicillium oxalicum, 1521 nucleotides long. Its product is annotated as dihydroorotate dehydrogenase 2. NCBI's taxonomy places the organism in Eukaryota, Fungi, Ascomycota, Eurotiomycetes, Eurotiales, Aspergillaceae. Gene Ontology annotation, biological process: pyrimidine ribonucleotide biosynthetic process; 'de novo' pyrimidine nucleobase biosynthetic process. The record is from RefSeq and is a predicted model, not a curated record. The transcript has 2 exons. Gene Ontology annotation, molecular function: dihydroorotate dehydrogenase activity. Bases 1 to 1521 code for a protein of 506 amino acids. Gene Ontology annotation, cellular component: cytoplasm; mitochondrial inner membrane.
AUGUCUGCUUCCAUCGCUUGGCGCGCUGGUCUCCGCGCCCGCGUGCCUCCUUCACGACCAUCCUCGCUGUUCCCGAGACGCUAUCCCGGCGCGGCACGAUAUGCCUCAGAAUCGGCACCUGUGCAACAAGCGGCCGCGGAGACCGUGAAGCAGUCGGCCAAGGAAGUUCCUAAGAAAGCGGCUCGCGGCUCGCGCAAAAUUCUGUACGGUACCACCCUGGCGGUCACACUCCUUGUUGGCUAUGUCUACGGCACAGACACACGGGCGAGCAUCCAUCGUUACCUCGUUGUCCCCCUCAUCCGUCAGCUCUUCCCGGACGCAGAAGACGCCCAUCACGUCGGUGUGGAUAGCCUGAAAUUUCUUUAUCAGUAUGGCCUUCACCCUCGCGAGCGAGGUAAUCCGGACAACGACGGUGCUUUGACAACCGAGGUCUUUGGAUAUACGCUUGCCAACCCCAUUGGCAUCUCCGCCGGUCUUGACAAGCAUGCUGAUAUCCCCGAUGCGCUGCUCGAUCUCGGCCCAGCCAUUGUCGAAGUUGGCGGCACCACUCCCUUGCCGCAGGACGGCAACCCCAAGCCUCGCGUUUUCCGCGUGCCCUCUCAGAAUGCGAUGAUCAACCGUUAUGGCCUCAAUUCCAAGGGUGCAGACCACAUGGCCGCCGUGCUCAAGCAGCGGGUUCGUGACUUUGCCUACGCUGCCGGUUUGGGUGAGCACGAGCUCGCGGAGCAGCGCGUGCUCGACGGUGAAGCCAACGUGCCUCCCGGUAGUCUUGUCCCGGGUAAACUGCUGGCCGUGCAAGUCGCCAAGAACAAGCUCACGCCCGAUGGUGACAUCGACGCUAUCACGCGCGACUAUGUCUACUGUGUGGAUCGGGUCGCCCGCUACGCCGACAUUGUUGUUGUGAAUGUCUCCAGUCCCAACACUCCCGGUCUGCGGGACCUGCAGGCGGCGGGACCUCUCACCAAGAUUCUGACUGGGGUCGUGAGUGCUGCGAAGAACGUCGAGCGCAAGACGAAGCCCUACGUGAUGGUCAAGGUCAGCCCAGACGAGGAUUCCGAGGAGCAGAUGUCGGGCAUUUGUGAAGCCGUGUGGAAAUCUGGCGUGGACGGCGUCAUUGUUGGAAACACGACCAACCGCCGGCCCGCUGCUCUCCCAGAGGGAUAUACCCUGUCUUCGAAAGAGCAACAGACCAUGAAGGAGACCGGUGGCUAUUCUGGUCCUCAGCUGUUUGGCCGUCUGGUCUCGCUCGUUGGCCGUUACCGCCAUAUGUUGGAUCAAGGUCCCCCCUCUGGCGAAGUGACCUCCACGGGGCCUGAUGGGGAGGAGGUGGCUGUGCACCCGGCAAGCCAGCCUCGCAAGGUGCUCUUUGCCUCUGGUGGUAUUACCACCGGACAGCAGGCGCGCCAGGUAUUGGACGCGGGUGCUUCCGUGGCUAUGAUGUAUACCGGCAUCGUCUACGGAGGCGUGGGAACCGUGACGCGCGUGAAGCAGGAGCUGCGCGAGGAAAUGCAAAAGAAAUAG